AUGGCAACUAAAGGCAAAACCCCGAUCCCGAGUGGGAAACCCUUGGACGACAACAUCGAUGACUUGGCGUGGGAAGCAGAGCAAUCACAAUUCUACACCCACACCCAACAUGCUCUAGGCUUUUGGGAGGCCGUCAACCUCUACCGACCAGCCGCCAUCUGGUCCCUGAUGAUUAAUGUCGCCGUUGUCCUCAAAGGGUUCGAUGGGGCUCUCGUCGGUAGCAUUGUCGGCUUGGACCCGUUCAAGAAACAGUUUGGCUACCUCUACAAUGGCGAGUACGUCGUGAGCGCAGCGUGGAACGGAGCCUUCAAUUACGCCAACAGCAUUGGUGGUGUCGUCGGUGCCUUGUUUGCCGGCUGGGUGUACGAUCGAUUCGGGCCCAAGAUUACCCUGGCUGCUUGUUCUCUACUUUCAAUCGCCUGUAUCUUCAUGGAGUUCUUCGCUGAAACCCCUGUCGUUCUCUUUCUCGGGGAGCUCUUCAACGGUACAGUCAUCGCGUUCUAUCCCGUCGUCGGCUCCGCCUACAUUGGUGAAGUCUGCCCGCUUGUGCUCCGUGGCGUCGCGGGGUCAAUGGUCAAUCUGGGAUUUGUGGUCGGUCAGCUUAUCGCAUCGGCAGAGCUUAAAGGGACCGACAGUCUCGACUCGAAAUGGGCUUAUAAAGCCCCAUACGCGUCGCAAUGGGCGCCCGCAGUCCUCAUCCUGGCUUUCAUUGCGUUCUGCCCCAACUCUCCGUGGUGGCUCUGUCGGAAGGGCCGCGUCGACGAUGCCAAAAAAGCUCUGGCCCGAUUUACUUCCCCAUGUUCAAACAUCGACGUAACCCCAACUCUCGCCAAUAUCCAGCACACACUGCGCCUGGAGAAACAGCUCACAAAACACCACAACUACCUGGAUGUCUUUCGCGGGCCUAACCUCCGCCGCCUUAUUAUUGCGGUCAUGGUCUACAGCAUCCAACCACUCUCCGGCCAAGUGCUGUACGUAAACUACGCGGUUCAAUUCUUCCAGCGCGCGGGCCUCGAUCCUUCAGACGCCUUCUCCAUGAACGUUGGCUUGACAGCAGUAGGCUUUGUGGGAACAAUCCUUUCGUGGCCGUUAAUCUCUAAGCUCGGUCGCCGCCCGCUCUAUAUCUGGGGAACCCUCGCCAUCGCCCUCCUCCUCUUCCUCAUUGGUAUCCUUGAUCUAAUCCCGCAAACGAAUUCAGGUCCCAUCUGGGCUCAAUGCUCCCUCAUCCUCGUCUGUCUCUUCACCUAUGACAUCACGAUCGGCCCUGCCUGUUUCACGAUCCUCACUGAAAUACCGGCCGUACAGCUGCGGGGAAUGACGAUUGGCCUUGCGACUGUUUCAUGUCAUAUCUGGAAUAUUAUAUUCGGUGUCAGUAUACCUUAUGCAAUUGAUCAGGAUCAGGGCAACUGGAGGGGAAAGGUCGGUUUCUUGUUUGCCGGCAUCGCGGUGGUUUGCAGUGCGUGGUGUUGGUUUUGUUUACCGGAGACAAGGGGGAGGACGUUUGAGGAGUUGGAUGUGCUGUUUGAGAAGGGGGUCGAUAGUCGGAAGUUUGGGAGAUAUUCCCUGGAGGAUGGGAGGACUGGGGCAUGA
Molecule: messenger RNA, 1590 nt
Organism: Aspergillus mulundensis
Lineage: Eukaryota; Fungi; Ascomycota; Eurotiomycetes; Eurotiales; Aspergillaceae
Exons: 1
Coding region: 1-1590 (529 amino acids)
Biological process (GO): transmembrane transport; carbohydrate transport
Cellular component (GO): membrane
Molecular function (GO): carbohydrate:proton symporter activity
Source: RefSeq, a predicted model, not a curated record